UGCAACCAUUCACUUAAUACCUUGUCAUCUCUCACCCCCACUCUCUCUCUCUCAAGAACUCCACAACUACUCCCAAUUCACCAUUGAUUAGACAAAUCCCAUCUCAAGAAUUCUUGAGAGAAACCCUUCAUCAUCAUACUUUCAAAACAUAGAUCACACAUAACAGAAACAAACCCAUCAUCGUUUUAACCUCUCAAGACCACCAUAUCCAAGGUUCACAACCUUCAAGAUUGCAGGAAGAACAGGCUAGGGAGGAGAGAACAAGUUAUCAUGGCCUUCUAGACCUCUAUAUAUUUCCUUGUGUUUACUGGUUCGAGUGUUAGCCAUUUUGCCGAUCAGAAGGAGGGUUAGAGAAAAGUAGAGAACUUGGUAGCUGAAAUGGAGCUCUUUCCAGCACAACCAGACUUGUCUCUUCAAAUCAGUCCACCCACCAGCAAACCCACUUCAAAAGCUUGGAGAACAUCAUCAACAGCAUCUGAUCAAGAUCACCAUGAUUUGGAUUUGGGAAAUCUAUGGAAAAGAGCUUUUAACUCUCAACAACUACACCAACAACAGCAACAGCAGCAACAACAUGGCUCAACAAGAAGACCAGAACCCUCUUUCGGGCUUUCCUUGUCGAACCCUAAUAUUCACUCUACAAAUUCCGACCUCACCCAUUUCCACAAUCUCCUCUCUACUCAAAACACCAACACAUCAUCAUCAAAUAUGUAUCCUUACCAACACCACCAACACCAUCAUCAGGCUGGGUUUAGUUCAGAAUUAGGUUUCUUGAGACCUAUAAGAGGAAUUCCUGUUUAUUACCAGAAUACCCCUCCCAAUUUCCCGAUAAUGGCCAAUCCGCAUCAUAAGAACCAACCUUCGUUAGAUUCCUGCACUAAUUCUACGACCACCAGUUCUCUAAUUCAUAACAAUAAUAUUAACAAUAUUGUGCGAUCAAGAUUUUUAUCAUCGAGGUUCCCGUCCAAACGCAGUAUGAGGGCUCCGAGGAUGCGCUGGACGACUACCCUUCAUGCUCGCUUUGUCCAUGCUGUUGAGCUUUUAGGCGGCCAUGAAAGAGCAACACCCAAGUCAGUUCUUGAGCUAAUGGAUGUGAAAGAUUUAACUUUGUCACAUGUUAAAUCUCACUUGCAGAUGUACCGAACAGUAAAGACAACUGAUCGAGCUCCAGUGUCUUCAGGGCAAUCUGAUAUUUACGAGAAUGGGUCAUCUGGGGAUAAUUCUGACGAUAUCAUGUUUGAUAUUCGUAACCCAAGACAGACAGAUCAGUUAUCAACGGAACAUGGAGGAAGGUCUAGUGUUCACCAAGAGAAAGAUUGUCAGUAUGGUCUAUGGAGCAAUUCUUCAAGGGAGGCUUGGUUGCAUGGAGAACAUAGAGAUUCCGAAGGAAACAAACUAUAUCUUGAGAAGGAUAUGAAUUUAAAAGGCCCGCAUUAUGAGCGGUUGUCAGAAGUGAGCUCAUCAAGCCCCAAGAAACCUAAUCUGGAGUUCACUUUGGGAAGACCACACUAGAAUGUGAUGACAAGCGUAUAUUUAUAUAUGUAUUGAAAGAGAAUCAGUACCACUUCAAAUAUGAGGAGAGAAAGGAAAGUAAAGGAAAGAAAAGAAGGAAAAAAGAGCUAAAGAAAGACAAGGAGACAAGAAAGACAGAAAGCAACAAAAGGGUGGAGUGUUUGAAAAGCAGGUCCUUCAUCUCUAAUUUGUGAGAGAUUGAUGUCUGCCCUUUUCAUAAUAUAUAUUACAUUUUCAUCAUAUAAUGUUCUGGGUACGAAGAUAUGAA
Lactuca virosa is the source of this 1777-nucleotide messenger RNA. The record is from the annotation of a GenBank genome assembly. NCBI's taxonomy places the organism in Eukaryota, Viridiplantae, Streptophyta, Magnoliopsida, Asterales, Asteraceae.